AUGAAGCUGACCGUGAAGAAAUGGCGUCUGCCGAAACAGAAAUCUUCGUGCGCGCCUGACGGCGUCAACACAAACGUCGACAACGACGUCACCCCGCCAGAAAGACGCACGUGGAACGUGUACAUGAUUAUCGGCUUCUGGGCCUCGGAUUACUUAUCUAUGCAGACCGUUGAGAAUCCGUCCAACUCGCUGCUCAUGGGAAUGACCUGGAAAACAGGUCUGAGCACGUCCAUGGUAGGCAUGGUGCUUAUCGGGCUGCCGUUGAUUUUCAACGGCGCCAUUGGAGCCGCUCUUCACGUCCCUUUCCCCGUCGCCGUGCGCUCGUCUUUUGGCUAUCAUUUUUCGAAAUUCGCAGUUAUCACCCGGUGCAUCACGGCAAUUUUCUGGCACUCGAUCCAGACAUUCUCGGGCUCGCUGGCAAUGACGGCCUGUAUCACGGCCAUCUGGCCCUCUUUUGGCCGUAUCCCAAACAAAAUUCCAUCCUCCAUGGGCAUCACCUCGCCGCAAAUGAUUGGCCAUUUUGUGUUUUGGUCAGUGCAGUUUCCCUUUCUUCUUAUCCCCCCACACAAGCUCAGAUGGUUCUUUAUUCUAAAGACUGUCAUAGCGGCUGCUUGUCUGGUCGGAACAGCGGCAGGAAUGGCCAAGAUGGCAGGAAACUCCGGCGACAUCUGGAAUCAGGAAUACACAGUUCAUGGAGCAGAACGCUCGUGGCUGUACGUGAAACUGCUAAACUCGAAUGUCGCCGGCUGGGCCACCAUGGCCACUAACAUAGCCGACUUCACUAGGUACAUGAACGACCGUUCUAAGGCACAAUAUGCGCAGGUCGUGGUGCUGCCUGCCUGGGCCACAUUUGUGACCAUGAUGUCUUUGGUGGCCUCCUCCGCCGGCAAAAUGGUGUACGGGUCUUACAUCUGGUCACCAACGGAGUUUGCAGAGCACUGGACCGCUACUGGCUCCAAAGGCCGUGCCGCAUCUUUUUUCGUGUGUGCCGCGUGGUGUAUUUCGCAAAUCGGCACGAAUCUUUCCGCCAACGUCAUAACUGGGGCCAACGACCUCGUCUCGCUGUUUCCAGAGUACAUCAACAUCCGUCGAGGAGCAGUGAUCAUCACUAUCAUUUCCGGCUGGGUGCUGCAGGCAUGGAAAAUUGAAAACUCGGCAGCUCAGCUGGUUACUUUUAUUUCCGGUCUUUCGAGCUUUUUGGCUCCCAUUACUGGCAUAAUUAUUGCUGAUUACUGGGUGAUAAAAAAACAGCACCUGGACGUCCCAGCCUUGUACGAUCCUAACGGUAGGUACAGCUACUACAAAGGAUUCAACUGGCGUGCUGCACUCGCAUUUCUGGCUGGCAAUGUGCCAUGUCUCCCGGGCCUGGCAUCAGAAGUCGGCAGCGUUUCUGUGAAUGCUGGUAUUUUGGAGCUAUGGUACAUGUCUUACUUUUAUGGGUUCCUCUCAUCGUUCGCAGUGUACAUUGUCACUAACUACUUCUGGCCAGAUAGACGGUCGCAGGUUAACGAGACAGUCUACUACAUUUAUGAGGACGAGGAGGUCGAAGAAGUGGACGUUGUCUUUGAGCCAAAAUUAAAAAAAUAG
Molecule: messenger RNA, 1587 nt
Organism: Ogataea angusta
Lineage: Eukaryota; Fungi; Ascomycota; Pichiomycetes; Pichiales; Pichiaceae
Exons: 1
Coding region: 1-1587 (528 amino acids)
Biological process (GO): nucleobase transport; transmembrane transport
Cellular component (GO): plasma membrane
Molecular function (GO): nucleobase transmembrane transporter activity
Source: RefSeq, a predicted model, not a curated record